AUGAGAAAGCAACUAUCUUACCGCUGGCAAGUGGAUAUUUGUCAAAGCGACCCAAGUACCGCAUUUUUACGGGCUGCACGAGCUGGACAAUUGGAAAAAGUUUUAGAAUUUUUAGAAUCGGGAGUUGAUAUCAAUGCAUCAAAUGCUAAUGGAUUAAAUGCACUUCAUUUGGCGGCCAAGGACGGCCAUUCGGAGAUUGUACGUGAAUUGUUGACGCGCGGUGCAAUUGUAGAUGCAGCUACUAAAAAGGGUAACACAGCUUUACACAUUGCUUCACUUGCGGGUCAAGAGGAAGUAGUACAAUUACUUGUUCAACGAGGAGCUUCUGUAAACGCACAAUCGCAAAAUGGUUUUACUCCACUAUACAUGGCAGCGCAAGAAAAUCAUGACUCUGUUGUUAAAUUUUUGCUCAGUAAAGGAGCUAAUCAGACUCUUGCAACUGAGGAUGGUUUCACUCCGUUGGCUGUUGCGAUGCAGCAGGGACACGACAAGGUCGUUGCAGUACUCCUGGAGAACGACACGCGAGGCAAAGUGCGACUUCCCGCCCUUCACAUUGCAGCUAAAAAAGAUGAUUGCAAAGCUGCUGCUUUGCUUCUUCAAAACGACCACAAUCCCGACGUUACAUCGAAAAGCGGUUUUACACCGCUGCAUAUUGCUGCCCAUUAUGGCAACGAUCGAAUCGCCUCUUUGCUUUAUGAUAAAGGAGCCGACGUUAACUUUGCAGCUAAACACAACAUAACGCCUAUGCACGUCGCUGCAAAGUGGGGCAAAAUAAAAAUGGUUAAUUUAUUGAUGAGCAAAGGAGCGAAUAUUGCAGCGAAAACACGCGACGGCUUAACGCCGCUUCAUUGUGCCGCACGUGCCGGUCAUCAUGAAGUCGUAGACAUUUUAAUAGAAAAAGGAGCACCCAUUGGUUCUAAAACAAAAAACGGCCUGGCACCACUUCACAUGGCGUCUCAAGGCGAUCACGUGGAUGCUGCUCGUAUAUUACUUUAUCAUCGGGCUCCAGUUGAUGAAGUCACAGUCGAUUAUCUAACAGCGCUUCACGUAGCGGCACACUGCGGUCACGUUCGCGUAGCGAAACUUUUACUGGAUCGCAAUGCUGAUCCAAAUGCCCGUGCAUUAAAUGGUUUCACACCUUUACACAUUGCUUGCAAGAAGAAUCGAAUCAAGGUUGUGGAACUAUUGUUGAAGCACAAGGCCAGUAUCGAGGCCACCACAGAGUCAGGUCUUACGCCUCUGCAUGUCGCAAGUUUCAUGGGAUGUAUGAACAUUGUGAUAUACUUGUUGCAAAACGAAGCUAGUCCCGAUAUACCAACUGUUAGAGGGGAAACACCACUCCAUUUAGCAGCCCGUGCAAAUCAAACCGAUAUUAUCAGGAUAUUAUUGAGAAAUGGAGCUCAGGUUGACGCUCGAGCAAGAGAAGAGCAGACUCCACUUCAUGUUGCUUCUCGUCUAGGUAAUGUCGAUAUUGUUAUGCUUUUACUACAACACGGAGCUGGAGUUGAUGCUACCACGAAAGACUUGUACACGCCUCUUCAUAUUGCUGCUAAAGAAGGUCAAGAAGAGGUUGCAUCCGUUCUAUUAGAAAAUGGAGCUUCGCUUACUGCUACAACUAAAAAAGGCUUUACUCCACUUCAUCUUGCUGCUAAGUACGGUAAUAUGAACGUUGCGAGACUAUUAUUGCAGAAAAAUGCACCAGUUGAUGCUCAGGGGAAGAAUGGCGUUACUCCACUUCAUGUAGCUUCUCAUUAUGAUCAUCAAAACGUUGCCCUUUUACUACUUGAACAGGGUGCGUCACCUCACGCUAUGGCUAAAAAUGGUCAUACACCACUUCAUAUUGCAGCACGAAAAAAUCAAAUGGAUAUUGCAACGACGUUAUUAGAGUAUGGAGCUAAAGCAAAUGCCGAAUCUAAAGCUGGUUUCACCCCUCUCCAUCUUAGUGCUCAGGAGGGACAUACAGAUAUGUCAACAUUAUUAAUUGAACAUAAAGCAGAUACGAAUCAUAAAGCAAAGAAUGGACUUACGCCGCUACAUUUAUGCGCACAAGAAGACAAGACUAAUGUAGCGACAAUCCUUAUGAAAAAUGGUGCCGAAGUUGAUGCUAAAACUAAGGCCGGAUAUACACCCUUACACGUGGCAUCUCACUUCGGUCAAGCAGCUAUGGUACGUUUCCUACUGAGGGCGGGUGCAGCAGUAGACAGUAGUACUGGAGCCGGCUAUACCCCAUUGCAUCAAGCUGCACAGCAAGGCCACACGCUUGUUAUUAACUUACUACUCGAAAGUAAAGCCAAGCCUAAUGCAGUUACAAACAAUGGACAAACUGCUUUAGCGAUUGCACAAAAACUUGGUUAUAUUAGUGUUGUCGAAACGCUCAAAGUUGUAACAGAAACAAUUAUUACGACGACACAUACGACCACGAUUGAAGAAAAAUACAGAGUUCAAGCACCAGAAUCUAUGCAAGAAACGUUUAUGAGUGAUAGUGAAGACGAAGGUGGUGGUGAUGAGAUCGGCACUGCGGCCAUGAAUGUGUACGGACAGCCGCCUCACGCGCAACAUGUGUACCUCCCUUCUUACUACCAGGGCCAAAUGACCUACACUCGCGAAGAUCCAAUGCUCAGCGACCAACAGCAAUAUCGUUACAUGACUGUUGAUGACAUGAAGUCAAUGGGAGACGAUUCAAUGAGAGUAAACGUCACUGACGAUGAGAGGGACAAUCGACAUUCCGGAGGAGCCACGGUUACAGAUAUGAUCACGAAAGAAAACUAUCAUCGCUCGAAUGCUGCGAAUCUUAAGCCUGAUAAUAUUGACAUCAAUAGGCAUCCAGUUCACGUUGGCUUUUUGGUUUCGUUCCUGGUGGAUGCUCGUGGUGGAGCAAUGCGAGGAUGUCGUCACAGUGGUGUACGAGUUAUUGUACCACCACGCAAAGCAGCGAUGCCGAUGAGAAUUACCUGCAGAUAUCUCAAGAGAGAUAAAUUAACGAAUCCACCUCCUUUAAUGGAAGGUGAAGCGCUUGCCAGUCGAAUACUUGAACUUGGACCAGUUGCGGCCAAAUUUUUGGGGCCCGUUAUCAUCGAAGUACCACACUUUGCUUCUCUUCGAGGUAAGGAAAGAGAGAUUGUGAUUCUUCGAUCAGACAAUGGAGAGACCUGGCGCGAGCACACCCUGGAAGCUAGUGAGGAAGCUGUUCAGGAUGUGCUUAAUGAGAGCUUUGAAGGAGAAGAACUAAGCCAGCUAGAAGAUCUUCAAACGUCACGAAUCGUACGUAUUCUCACGGUUGACUUUCCCCAUUAUUUCGCCGUGGUGUCGCGGAUUAGACAAGAAGUUCACGCGGUUGGUCCUGAGGGUGGAACUGUUUCAUCAUCAGCGGUACCACAAGUACAAGCCGUGUUUCCACCAGCGGCGCUCACUAAGAAAAUUAGAGUUGGCCUACAGGCUCAUCCAAUACCUGCGGAAUUGGUGGCUAAACUCUUGGGAAAUCGAGUAGCAGUAUCGCCCAUCGUGACUGUUGAACCACGCCGUAGAAAAUUCCAUAAGCCCAUUACAUUGACUAUACCCGUGCCACAAGCAGCCAACAAGGGCAUGAUUAAUCAGUACUCUGGCGAUGCACCAACUUUGAGGCUUCUGUGCAGCAUAACUGGGGGUCAGUCACGGGCGGUCUGGGAGGAUGUAACCGGCUCUACGCCCCUAACUUUCGUCAAGGAUUGUGUGUCUUUUACCACUACCGUAUCCGCAAGAUUUUGGCUCAUGGACUGUAGGAAUAUUACCGAGGCUACGCGAAUGGCCACCGAGCUUUAUACCCACGCCACACAUGUACCUUUCAUGGCCAAAUUCGUAGUGUUUGCAAAACGAGUUGACCCACUGGAGGCGAGAUUACGUGUCUUUUGUAUGACAGAUGACAAAGAAGACAAAACUUUGGAGCAUCAGGAGCAUUUUACAGAAGUAGCAAAAAGCCGUGAUGUUGAAGUACUCGAGGGCAAAACUCAAUACAUGGAGUUUGCCGGUAACCUUGUACCCGUUAUGAAGAGCGGUGAACAACUUCAGUUACCCUUCCGGGCGUUUAAGGAGAAUCGCGUGCCUUUCACGGCAAGAGUAAAAGAUCCAGAUGCAGCGGACAUGGUUGGUAGAAUAAUGUUUAUGAGUGAACCAAAGGUGGCCAAGGGCGAACCACCACAAUUACCAAUAUGUACGUUGAAUAUCUUGUUACCGGAAAAAAUUUCACCUGAGACUGGGCAUUCUGAAUUAGAUUUACUUGAAUUAUCCAAGAAUUAUAGCUUCUUACGUGAUGGCGGUAUAAGUCGUCCGGAUACAAUUCAUAGAGCGACUAUCCGUCUGACGGAUAUUGCGAAUCUCCUUGAUCGUGACUGGGAAAAAUUAGCCGAAGAACUUAACGUAUUGCCUGCUGAUGUCAAUUUAAUUAAAGAUGAAUAUCCGGGUAAACCAGCACUUCAAGCUGCUGCUAUGUUUAAAUUGUGGCAGGGCAAUGGCAAUAAAGUAACUGAAAUGUUUAUAACUCUCUACCAAGCCUACGAGAAUCCAUCAAUCUCGGGUUACACAAGUGAACUUCACUUGCUAUUCAACAGAGCAUUACCUUCACGAGUCCAAAUAACUCGAGAACGAGGAAAUACACUUGAGAAGGCACUGAAUAAAAUCGGCCGAGAGGACAUAGUGAAAAAAUGUAUAUUCAAUGUUGAGCUUGUUACUGAUGAUGUUGAAAAAGCAGUAGCAAGAGUCAGAUUAGAACAACCAGGUUUUGAUUCACUCAAAGAAGAGUUGGGACCUUCAAGGGAUUCAUCACUUCGACCAAAACAGCAGCACAUAACAAUUACGAACGGCACUGUGUUCAAUGGUACCUCAACCCCAAUAAAAGAUAAAUACGCAAGUGAAGAAAAAGAUCUUGGCGACGAUAUGGCGGAAUUUCUGGAACAUAAGUAUUACGUCACGGAUACAAUGACUAAAAAAUCACGCGACGAAGUUGACGAUGACAGAAAAAAUCGACAGAGGGUUAUUGAGGAUGCUAAUAGACUAGUAACUGGUGUUAUACAAGACGCUGAGAAAGAGAAGGAGAAAUUAAUGAUGGAGGGGUUGUCGGGGGUUUAUCGAGAAGGGGGUAAAGAGGCAGGAGGUGCAAUAGACGUUCGUGAUGGUGAUAGAUUAGUUUAUGAUGUUGAAGGUAUUAUAGUUAAAGAGACAGUAACUCGCGGGGAAGAAUCUGUCGAGCCGGUCAUUACAAAAAAAAUAAAACCAAACAUGAUUGAUGAUUCUAGUGGUAAGGGUAAAAUUAUUUCAAAAACUAUUGUAACAACAAGUACGGGUGAUCCAGAUUCUGGAUCAUUUACAAAAACUACAACAGUGCGUGAAAUAUCUCCUGGACAGUCAUCUUUCUUUGGUGUUGAUGAUCCUAUUAUUGGAGUAAAUGUGACGCAACCAACAUUAGAAGAAUCAAGUAAAGUUGUCGUAACGAAGACAACUAUUACAACUGGACCCAUUACUGAGGAGAAAAUUGUUACUACAAAAGUAACAACUACUAUACCGGAAGCGCAGACGAUUGCGUUUGACACAAACGUUCCAAUCGAUCGCGCAACGGAACAAGCCAAAAGCAUCUCCAGAGUCAUUGUUGACUCUGUUUCGAUGCCGGCUGAAAAUAUAAGCACGAGUGAAAAAGAAAAAUUUUCUAAAGAAGAUAAAGAAGUUGCUGAAAAGUCAACAAAAAAAACAAAUACAGUCAUACCGGCUAAUAAAGAAGAUAAGAUUGAUAAAAAAACGAAAAAGAUUAAUGAAGAUUCAAGAAAAUCAGUAUAUGACGAUGUUUAUAAUCAACCGGAUGAUACUAAAGAAGAAAGCAAGAAAAAAGAAAAAGGCGGUAUAUUUUCUGGCAUCUUUAAGGGACCAAAAUUGAAGAAAGGAAAAUCGAAAGAUUCUCAAGAUCCUUCUUUUGACAGUGGUGAUGAAUCAAUAAAAGUAGCAACUCAAGAAUUUUUAGAGGAUACCAGAAAAAUUGCUGAACCAAUCAAAGAAUCACCAUCUUAUCCUGCUUUUGAUCCUGAUACAUAUAUAGCUAUUUGCCCUCAAAAGCUACCGGAAAAUGAACCAAAUCGUGAUCCGAUUUGGGCUACUGCAGAUUUUUUGUAUGAUUCAAGAAGAAGUGCUGAAGCCUUUGUCCCUGAAUAUCUAAUACCUGAAAAACCCGAGUUAAAGAAAUUGGAUACUGAAAAAUCUUCAGAUAAGGAAAAAGAAAAUAAAGAAAUUCCAACAGAGUUGAAAGAUAGCAAAGAAAAACACGGAUUUUUCACGAAUCUUUUUAAAACUUCGAAAAAAGUUGAGAGUGAUGUAGAUUCUGAUAAUGAAAAUGCUAAAAAAUCUUUUGAACCUAUUGAAGAAAAAGCAAAGAAAGAUAUCAAAAAUCUAAAAGAAAAAAUCGAUGAUGAUAUUAAAGAGUCUGUCAAUGAUUUAGAGGAUAAAUCCAAAGAUGAUGUUGACUCAAUACUACGACGAGAUAAAAAAAUUGAUGAUGACAUUGAUAGGAUGAAACAAAGUAUUCAUAAUACUGGUAAAUCUAUUGACAUUGACUUGAAACGUUUGAGCGGAGAAAUUAAAACGCUUAACGACAAAAUGAAAAAUUCAGAAGAAACAAUUAAAAGAGAGACUAAACAAGUUGAAAGUGACAUUAAAGCAGACAUUGAUGAUCUCGAUGAAAUAAAGGAAAAGUCAGGUGGCUUCUUCGGUAUUUUCCGUAGUCCAAAAUCAAAAGACAAAAGACGAAGUAGAUCAAAAGACAAAGAUACAAAAGAUAUUUCAUUUGAUAGUGGUGAUGAAGAAUUAAGAAUCGUUACUAAGACUUUUUUGGAUGAUACAAAGAAAGUUGCCGACAAAUUAGCUCAAGACGAUGGUUCAAAAAUAAUUUCCGAGACUCAAAUGGAGAAAAUUGAAAAAUUCGUUUCCGUCACAGAAGAUUCAGAUGUACCAAUUGACAAAUUAAAAAGCACAUCUUAUGAUGUCAAAGCAUCUCCUACUAAAACUUCAACUGUCCUUACAGCAGCUACUGGUGUUAUUGCAAGACCUGAAGAUGAUACUAAAAAUAGUGAUAGACACACUCCAAAAGUUUCAGAAAUGAAUCAAACUGUAUUUACAAAAGAUCCAAAUACAGAAAAAUUAGAAAAGGCUGAGAAAAGAAUGUCAGGAGAUUUUGAAGAGUCUGCUGAUGAAGGAAAACAAAAGGGAACUGGUUUCUUUAGUAUGUUUAAAAGUCCAAAAGUAAAGAAUAAAAAGAGUCGAUCAAGAGAUCGAAGUAGUUCUAAAGAACCUUCGUUUGAUAGUGGAGAUGAAGAACUGAGACAUGCUACAUCGAAAUUUUUAGAAGAUACAAAAAAAGCAGCUGACAAUAUUGGUGAAUCUGACCUAACAAGAAGGAAGUCUCUCAAAGAUAGUGUCAAAACUGAUACUAAGUCUACAGCUGUUGAAGGGUUAGAUGUCCCGAUUCUUUCACCUGCAUCUGAUUCUUCAGAUUCAAAAAAAGAUUCGGACAAAGGUGGAAUAUUUGGUAUAUUUAAAAGCCCUAAAAGUACUUUGAAAAGAAGAAGUAAAUCAAGAGAAAAAAGUUCAUCUACUGACGUAUCUUUUGAUAGUGGAGAUGAGGAAAUAAAAAUUGCAACAUUAAAAUUUUUAGAUGAUACCAGAAGUAUAUCCGCUAUUAUGGAAGAGUAUCCCUACCCUUCAGCUCCAAUAAGUCAAAGUGAAGAAGAUAAAAAAGAAGUAAUCACAUAUAAAGAUGGAAACAUAAAAGAAGAAGAUGAAGAUGAAUGUAAAGAUGAAGAAGAUAUCGAUAAAAAUAACUAUUUAAUAAAAAUUGACAAGAGCGCUAAACAGAGCGUCGACAUAGUAACUGACGAAGCGAAAGAAUUUGAAGAUGAAGUGAAAGAACAGGUUCAAGAAGAAGAUAAAAAAACUGAUAUUGUUACCAAGAAAGCUUCUAAAGAUAUCAAAAGUAAGGUAGCAGGAAAAAUAACAGAAGGUAAAGACAAAUUAGCUAAAGAUAUGAAAGCAGCAAAGAGUAAGAUUAAAGACGUUAAACCAAAAAUUAAAACUGAUACAGCUAGCAGAGCAAAGGUUAUUCCUGAUUCGGGAGCUGUAAAAAAUCAAACGAAUAGGAAGUCUAGUGGAAAAAGUACUGUAGUAGAAACAGUUAAAACCACUCAAGAAAAACCUACAAAAAUGGGUAAAAUCGCGAUUAAACAGGUCAGUGAUAGUGCUAAAAAACCGAAAAAAACCAAUGGAAAAGUAAAUAACGAAAAUGGUAGAGUCGAAAAGUAUAAAAUUACAGAAACUGUGGUAGCUAUUGCUGAUUCUAUGGAAAAAACAGAAGGUGCAGCAGAGGAAGGAAAUAGAGAAAAAGCGAAGGAAGCUCAAGAAAGAGAAGAAGGAAUUUUUUCAGCUUUGGUUCACGGAGUAGAACAACCAUCAAUAAAUACUGUCGGGAAUGUUCAAGAAUUUUUAGAUAAUACGAAAUACGAAGCUGCGAUAGAAAAAGAGCAAGGUGAAAAAGCUGUCAAAAAAGAUGAAAAAUUCGAAGAAAAAAUAGGUAAUAUAGUAAUUCCAAAGACGAAACAUACU
Molecule: messenger RNA, 8610 nt
Organism: Cotesia congregata
Lineage: Eukaryota; Metazoa; Arthropoda; Insecta; Hymenoptera; Braconidae
Source: the annotation of a GenBank genome assembly